GAGGAGCGUCGUGUUGUUUAUGUUGGUAAAAUUCGGGAAACGAUGACCCAAAAAGAACUCAGGGAGCGAUUCUCUUAUUUUGGUGAAAUUGAGGAGUGYACCCUUCACUUCAGAGACCACGGGGAUAACUACGGGUUUGUGACAUUUUACGACACCAAGGAUGCUUUUACAGCCAUAGAGAAUGGAAGUAAGCUGCGCAAACCUGAUGAGCUGCCCUUUGAUCUGUGUUUUGGUGGAAGGAGACAGUUCUGUCAGUCCAGCUAUUCUGACCUGGAUUCCAACAGAGAGUACGAUUCAUUGCCUGCUAAAGGCAAAUUUCAUGCACUAGACUUCGACACUUUACUGAAGCAGGCUCAGCAGAAUUUAAAAAGGUAACAGGAGAUCUGCACCAGGAAGGCGCUGACGUUUACCUCAAAGUCAAUGGCUUGCUCAGCACCCGCAACACUGUCUUUGUUUUGGUUGUUGCAUUGUUUUGUUUCUGCAAGUUAACACCUUCUAUUGAAGUGAAAAUUUAUAAGAAAAGGUAGGAAAAGAAGUGAAUAAAAAAAUUUAAGAUUUU
Molecule: messenger RNA, 559 nt
Organism: Austrofundulus limnaeus
Lineage: Eukaryota; Metazoa; Chordata; Actinopteri; Cyprinodontiformes; Rivulidae
Product: peroxisome proliferator-activated receptor gamma coactivator-related protein 1
Biological process (GO): positive regulation of transcription by RNA polymerase II
Cellular component (GO): nucleus
Molecular function (GO): RNA binding; transcription factor binding
Source: RefSeq, a predicted model, not a curated record